AUGCAGUCCAUACGAAGUGAGUCGACAAAAUGGCGUAUCACUUGUUGCUACGAUACAACGGAUGAUGUGAACCACCGGGAUUAUGUGCGGGGCUCAUUGUCCGAGGUUGAUUUACUUCAUUUUAACGGAGAGGAAUGUGUGAAGGUUGAUCACAUCAGCGUACGAGGCCAAAGUUGCAGAAACUGCACAGCAUACGCUUUUCAAAAGGAUGCCAUUUUUCAUUUCCCAUCCAAGAAAGGCAACUGCGAGUUUCAAACAAAUGAUUACAAAAAUUGCUCAGCAAACGAAACGAAUGGAAUAAUGAAAUUUGAGAGUAAUUUCGGUUUCUACGGUUGCGCAAACGCACAGCAUCAUUGUUCUGCCAAUGUGAAUGCCACAACACAAACUUGGUUUGGGGCAUAA
Molecule: messenger RNA, 402 nt
Organism: Paramuricea clavata
Lineage: Eukaryota; Metazoa; Cnidaria; Anthozoa; Malacalcyonacea; Plexauridae
Source: the annotation of a GenBank genome assembly